Molecule: messenger RNA, 2006 nt
Organism: Drosophila virilis
Lineage: Eukaryota; Metazoa; Arthropoda; Insecta; Diptera; Drosophilidae
Gene: wun2
Product: wunen-2
Biological process (GO): signal transduction; phospholipid metabolic process; phospholipid dephosphorylation
Cellular component (GO): plasma membrane
Molecular function (GO): phosphatidate phosphatase activity
Source: RefSeq, a predicted model, not a curated record
UCAGUUCUUCGGGUUCUGUUGAACGCUGCGGUCGCAUUGAUCUUGGUCGCUCGCUACUAUUUUACCAGCUUCUGCAUUCUCGUCGUUCUUCGCGGGCGGCGCUGCGCAUGCGAAAGAAGGGCGUGUAAAGAAAUUGCAAGUGCAAUCGCAAGGCGUAGUUUAAAGAAUAACGGAAUUAUAAAACAAAAUAAUCAACAAUAGUAUUUAAGCUAGCUCAUCAAAGUGCUGCAUAAAAAUAGUAACGCAAUUUAAGGCAGUUCAAGUAGUGCAAAUAUUUAAAAAAAUUCGAAAAGUUUCUGUUUGGUUUUUGUGCGCUGACAGCAAUAUUUAACCGAUAUUUUAACUUUUCACUUGCGCAAUUUCCAUUUUACCCGCCUCUGACGAAAAUCAGAUUUUUUGUUUAUUUUACAUUAUCGAUUGCCGGGUUCUCAUUUACGCAACUUGGCUACCAACGGCGACGCUUAUCAGCCAGGCAAAGGCAGCGUUCGAUGGCCACUAAGCCAGGGUAAAUAGAAUUCCGAGACCCGAGUCCAUUAGCGUAUGCCCAAAAAAGGCAUAUUUCUUCGUUAUUGCAUUUUAAAUAUUUGGACUGCUCAACUGAUAAAAAUAUGCCCACACGCAUCGGCAGCAAGGUGCAGUAGAGCCACACCCACGCUUCCGCCCACCAUGAGUAGUCUGCGGCCCGCAAAUGUCUGCGACACGACACCGCUGCAGCGCUUUGAGAGCCAAAGCAGCAGCGGCGAGGAGCCAUCUUCGCCAACCGCGGCGAGCAUUAUAGCAGCCGCAGCAGCAGCAGCAGCGUCCACCUCCAACUCCCCACAUCGACACCAACACCAACACUCCCCCCACAACAACAACAACAAUAUCAACAACAAUGUAAAAGUUGAUUUACAGCUGCCACCGUUUGUUGGGGCUGCGGCGGGGGCAAUGGGUGGAGUGGGCGGAGGCGGCACUGGAACGAUUGUCACAAUGCCGCGUGCUCACGGCACAGCUCACAUCUUUGGACGGAUCGUCAUGGACCUGAGCCUGCUCAGCUGCGUUGGCUUGACUAUGUUGGCCUUCUCGUUGUGGUGUGAACCGAUCAGGCGCGGAUUCUUCUGCGGUGAUCUCUCUUUGAUGCAUCCCUACAAGGAAUCAACUAUACGCAGCUGGAUGCUGUAUCUGAUGUGUGCAGCGCUGCCCGUUUCUGUGAUUUUACUGGUUGAAUUCUACAGGGCGCAGGACAAGCCCAAGUAUGCCCACGGCCAGAUUUGCAGCGGCUACUAUCUGUGCCACAUGGAGCUACCGCAAUGGGUGCUGCAAUGCUAUCGCAAGAUUGGCGCCUUUGUGUUCGGCCUGGGCGUGGAGCAGCUCACCACGGACAUAGCCAAGUAUGCCAUUGGUCGACUGCGGCCGCACUUCUUUGCCCUCUGCCAGCCAAUGCUCCGUGACGGCACCAACUGCAAUGAUGCCAUCAAUGCAGGUCGCUAUAUCGAGGACUUUCAGUGCACGGCCUCCAGCAUGAGCGCCAAGAGAUUGAAGGACAUGCAUCUCUCCUUCCCCAGUGGCCAUGCCAGCUUUGCAUGUUACUCCAUGGUCUACCUGGUGAUCUAUUUGCAGCGUCGCAUGCACUGGUCGCGCCUCAAAAUGUUGCGCCACCUGUUGCAGUUCCUGCUGCUCAUGUUCGCCUGGUACACGGCGCUGACGCGCGUCUCCGACUACAAGCACCACUGGUCGGAUGUGCUGGCCGGUGGCGCCAUUGGCCUCACCUACGCCCUGGUGGUGACGUCGAUCAUUUGGUAGACUGGAACAUCUCUCAUCGAAACCCACCGCCUUCGGUCUUUGCUUUCAAAUUCUUCGUGCACAGAUUUGGGAAAUUUUUAGCCAUCGUCUCUAUUUGUACAACUAUUUAAUCAGCUAUAUCAACUAAUGUACAUAUGCUACUUAUGUACAAUGUACACUGUCUUUGUGUGUGUUUGACUUUAGUUUUACUUAAUAAAAUUUUGGUAGUGUAUGUGUGUCCAAAA